Molecule: messenger RNA, 1956 nt
Organism: Mytilus californianus (California mussel)
Lineage: Eukaryota; Metazoa; Mollusca; Bivalvia; Mytilida; Mytilidae
Exons: 2
Coding region: 68-1783 (571 amino acids)
Molecular function (GO): zinc ion binding
Source: RefSeq, a predicted model, not a curated record
AUUAAAAGGUACCAGUUUUGUUUAGGUUAUUUCUUAGUAAUCGCAAUAUUGAUGAAAUAUAGAGAAAAUGGCCUCGUCAGAUGUGGAAAUUUGUACUAUCUGUUAUGAUGAAUGGAAUUCUGAAGAAGCUAUCAUAUGGUGCACAGAAUGUGAGGAGUUUCUGUGUAUAGACUGCGAAAAACAUCAUAAAAAGAUGAAAAUAUCUGAUGACCAUAAAACAAUGUCUAUUGAGGACUAUCACAAGUUACCUCAAUUUGUACAGGAUAUAAGUACCUAUUGCCAAGAUCACAUGGAGAAAUUUAAACUUUACUGUUCUUACCAUGUCUGUCCAUGCUGUGAAAAGUGCUUUGGUGAUAAACACAAGAAAUGUAGGGAUAUGAAACCACUAUCAGACAUUGUAGCACAAGUGAAAUCAUCUGCCUGGGUUCAACUUCUUGAUAAAGAUUUGAAGGAUGUGAAGGAAAGCUUUGAAGAGAUAAUAAAAUACUUAAAUGGUAGGGUUAAUACAUGCAAAAUUCAGAGAAUACAAGCGUUUGCAAAAAUUCAAUAUAUGAGGAACUCAAUAGAUGAAUUAUUCAAUAAACUAGAAAAAGAAAUAAAAGAUGACUUAGAAUAUAAACAUUCAGAGCUGGAAUCAAAGAUGAAUACUCUCCUACAUCAACUGGAGCAACAAGCCAAUCAGAUAAGUCAAUUGCAGAGUGAGUUUUCCCAAAUGACACAAUAUGCAACUGAACUACAAAUGUAUGUUGGUCUGAGAGAAAUAGAGAAAACUACAUCUAAAGCAGCACAAUACAUAGAAGAUUUAAAAAGGGGAGACAACUUCAAAGAAAAUAACUUUGAUGUAACCAUUUCCCCUUCCGUUCAAUCAAUUUUAAAAUACGUCAAAUCGUUUGGUGAUAUAAAUAUGAAUACCAGACCAUCUCCUCUUCAAGUUAAUGCUGGAAGAGAAGACCAAGCACAGUUUCUAGUUCCCACUUAUCCAGGAUUUGAACUCAUUAAGACAUCAAUGUUGAGAACACUGAUUAUCCCAGAUGAUAAGAAGUUUAUUCAUAUAGGUGCCUGUAGGAUAUUAUCUGAUAGCACAUAUCUAACUCUUAAUAACCAGGAUAAAAAAAGUCAGCUGUGGUUAUUCAAUAAUGAUGGUACCUUUAAAAGAGAGGUAAUAGGAAAAUUACCAGGAUCUUCAUUGGAUACAUGCUUUGUCAGAAAUAAUACAGUGGCUGUAACAUUAGGAUCAGCAAACCAGACAGUGCUGGUAGAUAUAGAAAAGAAAAAAGUUAUUAAAAAAAUUAAACUUUCUCAUGAUUGUUGUGGAGUAGCAAGUGAUGGUCAAAUAUUGGUCAUUGGCAGUAGAGAAAAAAGUACCAUAGUGAACUUGGAUGACGUUAAGUCUCAUAAAAUCUUAGAAGAAGUUAAGGCAAAUUUUAUUUCGUUAUUCAAAGGAAAUAUCUAUGGAACCAUUGGCGAUGAACAAAAAGUCUGCUGCUACACAAGUACUGGAGAUCCUCUUUGGACAUUUAAACACUGUGACAUCAGCUUCCCACAAGGGAUAACACUAGACAUGAAUGGCUUCAUUUAUAUAGCUUCUACUGAAAACAACAGUGUCAUGGUAGUAUCACCUGAUGGCAAAACAAGCAAGACAAUACUAUCAGGGGCUGAUGGAAUCAAAAAUCCUAUAGCAAUAGACAUUAACAGAGAAACAGGAAUGAUGUUGGUGUCAAGUAUAAUAAGUGAUGAUAGCGAGGAGAAAUCUUCUCAAAAAGUUUUUGUUUUUCAAAUUUGAUAUGUGAAUAUAAAUAAGUUUGAUAAUAAUGACAUUUUGUAUGAAUCAGCUUCUGGUUAUCAGAAACGAAUUUGAAAUUUAAAAAAGCGACGACUGACCAUAACAAACAUCUGUAAAAUAUUAAAGUUAUAGUGUGAGAUGUUUUCAUUUUGUUAAUAAAAAUGAUAUCUAUA